UUUUACCACACGGCGAUUCGGUUCGGAAACGCGAUCGGAGUCGGCGUCGCCUUCAACUGUUUUCGUGGGCUAGGUGGUCAAUAGAAUGAUCAAGUCCUCGCGCCACCUUGGAGAGUGAAGUUGAGGUGCUUUUGUGAGGUUCCAAAUAUUGUUUUCGAGUUCCGAACAAUCUGUUGGUGGGACUAGCUCGUGACAUACCAGGUCCAGCUCUAAAAUUUAAAAUAGUCGUGAAUUUUUAAGAUGAGACACCGGAGUUGGAGGAUAAGCGGCUUCUGCUGCACUCUGUGUACAAUCGUCGUGCUGCUGGCAUCAACAAUCUAUCGUGCCGAGUACGCAGCAUGCAGCUCCGUUUUGGUGGCCGACUUCCGGAUGACACGAAUGGUUGAGCUGAGCAGUCGUCCUCCGUACUGCAAAGUACACUCUGAUCGGGGUGACAUCCAGCGAAUGCUGUUGGCGUCCGAUUCCAAGAAGAUGCGCCAGGUGCCGAGAGAAUCGGUGGUUGCUCUCGAGGAAGUAUGCAGCGAAGCGAGCGGCAUCUCAGGCGAACUGCAAGGCGGUCUGGGGUUCAUCUAUCCUGGUACUAAGUGGUGCGGACCAGGAAGCAUUGCAGCCAAUUAUUCGGACGUGGGGCGAUACGCAGCAGAGGAUCAGUGUUGCAGGGAGCAUGAUCUUUGUCCCAACAUACUGCUGCCGGGCGAGUGUAGGCGCGGUCUGUGCAAUCGUGGACCCUUCACUCGCUCUCAUUGCGAUUGUGAUGCUCGGUUUAGAAGAUGCUUGCAGAACUUAAAUACUGAAACGGCCAACACGCUCGGUGCGAUUUUUUUCAACGUCGUCCAAGUGACAUGCUUCGGAGAGAAACCGCCGUGCUCGAUUUGGCAGAGAGUGGGAUUCAACCAGACGGAGGCCGACGAGCUGUGUUCGAGAUGGAAGUAUCGGCCCAGUGAGAAGUAUGUCCCAAUCAUGCAGCAAAAGUCCAACAAGUAGAACCCUCUUGGCCACUCAGGAAUUGUACCUUGGUUUGGUGAGCAUUUAAGUAGCAUUACUGGAACAAUGUACGAGGAGCACUACUGAACAUGUACACUGAAAGUGAAACCAAAGACAGUUUUGAUCGAUAGCUCACUUACGGUUCCACAAAGCAGGAGCGAAGGGCUCCGAGCGUAGAAUAGCUGGAAAAAUGUGUACUGCUAUUGAAAGGGAAAAUAAAUUAAGGCUCGUCUGUGAGCCAUAUAAUAAAAUUCCAUUUAUUUCAAUAGAU
Anopheles cruzii is the source of this 1255-nucleotide messenger RNA. RefSeq names its product group 3 secretory phospholipase A2-like. NCBI's taxonomy places the organism in Eukaryota, Metazoa, Arthropoda, Insecta, Diptera, Culicidae. The record is from RefSeq and is a predicted model, not a curated record. Gene Ontology annotation, biological process: phospholipid metabolic process; arachidonate secretion. The transcript has 6 exons. The coding region runs from base 241 to 984 and encodes 247 amino acids.